Centropristis striata (black sea bass) is the source of this 3038-nucleotide messenger RNA. Its product is annotated as gasdermin-E-like. Bases 302 to 1750 code for a protein of 482 amino acids. NCBI's taxonomy places the organism in Eukaryota, Metazoa, Chordata, Actinopteri, Perciformes, Serranidae. The transcript has 10 exons. Gene Ontology annotation, biological process: programmed cell death. The record is from RefSeq and is a predicted model, not a curated record. Gene Ontology annotation, cellular component: cytoplasm.
GCCACAGCUCUGACCGAACACUGACGCCAUCAGUGAUUUCUCUUCACCACUCAGUAUUAAUUUAGUAAUAGCACUGCGAGGGAAGCGUCAUUAUUACAUCUAGAGGACUAUUUUUAAUCCGCGUUUGGACAACUUGCUCUACUUUUACGCAUGGGAGCAUCGUUGACAUUUCAGGAGUGACAGCUGGACGGACCGGAUAUCUCUACGAUAAAUUUUUGAACUUCUGAGUUUGUUUUUGAACUAAUUUAAGGUCAGCGACAUCUUUAUUUAUAACUGUCUGCAGUCCUCCUUUGCUGAAGCCAUGUUUUCCAAAGCCACUGCCAACUUCGUCCGUCACAUUGACCAUGAAGGAAGCCUCAUCCACGUGUCCCGAAUAAAUGACUCACGCAAACUGGUUCCCAUGAAACUGGUCAUAAUAGGCCACCGCUUCUGGUUGUGGCAGAAGCCCAAAUAUCGGAUGACAGAAUUCACCCUCAGCGACGUGUUGCAAGGCGACGAGGUGCUCAGAACUAAAGUGUCCAUGGAUGAUUUCGUGACUUACAAGGGCACGUAUGGAGACAAACUCUACGGGAAGGUGAACGCUGAGGCUGGCCCUGCCAACCUCACUGUGGAGGGGCAGGGUACCUACAAACUCCAGUCAUGUUUUGGCGAGCUGAAGAAAGAGGGACUGGAACUGAAGGAUCUGUUACGGGAGUCCAGCAGCAGGCUGGUGAACAUGCAGCAUCCGCAGGUGCAGCAGCUGGAGAGGCGAGCUAACGUGCUGGCAGUGGUGAAGGACACGAUCAUCACCACCACAUCCUGCUCCAUCACCCAGACCAGGAAGGAGCAGUGUACCUUUCAGGGCAUGCUCAGGAUAGUGGGCAUGCUGGGAAAAAGUGUUCAGGUGUGUGUGGACGACAGCAACAACAUCGAGGCAAACAGUGAUGUGUCCAUGGAGAUCCCUGCUGGUACAGUCAUUGCAUACAGCAUCCUGGAACUGGAGAUUAAAAAGAAUGGAAACUUUAAUAUAUGCCUACCUGGCACAAUAGGAGGCAUUGAGGCAGACUCGCCUCUGUCCUGGCCAUCCCAUGUUUCCUUGGAUGAAAUGGACAGCAAGCACAAUGGGGAGAAGGCUCGAGACGAAGGACCUUUGCAAAAUGGAUCACAUGACAUGGACCUGUCUCCUCUGGCAGAGCUCCCAAAGUCAACUCGACUUGCCUUGUUCAAGGGACUCCAAGGAACUCUGAGGGACAGAAUGGCUCUGUCAUAUAUGGAGUAUUUGCUGGAAAAGUUGCGCAGUGGUGAAACACUCUAUGCGGCCGAGCUCGAGGAGCUGCCGGAGACACAGAGAGAAUUAUUGUCAGCCAUAUUGGACCAACCCGUCACAGACAGCCACGCUGAGAACGGCCAGUGUGGGGUCCCUGCUUGCCUAAAGGCAGCUCACAUGUUGGUCAGCGCCAUGGAAGAGCUGCCUGAUGAAACUCUGAGUCUCUUGUGUGACAGCAAUCCUGAUUUUCUGGAGGCCUUCCACACCCUGAUGUGCAGGCUAAAGAAGAGCAGCGGCCCUCUCUCCAUCCAAUGUCUUCCAGUCCCGCUGCAGGACCGCCAGGCAUUCCAGCUGGCAGAACAGCUGCUCAGCUCCGUCAGCGUGACGCUGAAGAGAGACAGCAGCAGGUUGUGGAUGGAGACGGGAAAUGAAGCAGGAUUUCUCCCAUUGGUCCUCUCACUCAGCACACAUGGAUUGUCCUGGCUGUGCAAAGGACAAAAGUAGUGAUCAUGCCUGCAUUUACACUUUCUUUUUCUGUUUUGUGGAUUAUAUUCUGUCUAUUUCUUUCUUUAUUUUAAAGUUUUUUCUGGAGUAAGCUGAGCAAAAUAUCUUUAUAUUAUUAUCAUAGAUUUCUUUUUUCAUAUUUACUAUUUUUACAGUAUCAUAUGAAUAUUCAUACUAUUUUAUUGUUUUUCUGAUAUAUUUUGUAUUACUCUUGAAGCAUUUCAUAUUUUUGUAUAAAAAAUAUUUUUAUGUGAUGAAUUCUUGGUGCAGCUCUGAGAUCGUUCAUACAUGUGUCCAUUAAGGAAGUUUGUACUUGAUUAGGCACCUAACAUAAAUCUGUCCUUUUAAUUAUUAUUGUUUUGUUUAAAGCCAGUUAUUUCAUUUUUUUAUUUAAACAUUUUCCAGCUCACCAUGAAAAAAAUGUGACUGAAAAUGCAUAGUGGUUAGGCUUUCAACAAAAAAACGUUCUGAUUUCUUAGCUCAAGAGAUUUUAACUUUCGUAGAUUUCCAGUUUUUCAAUUAACAAGAAAAUGUCAAAUUUGAUGCAUAUCAAUGGUACACAAAAAUGAUAUUUUUUUUACAUCCAUGCAGUAUGCUGAAAAUGUUGUUAUAUGCCUGUUCUUUAUUUUACAAUAGGCUCCAUUUUAUUGCUGCUACUGCUCAUAAUGAAAAGAUUAAAUUUUUAUAUUUAUCAAGAUAGACUAUAUGUUUAACAUUCCCUAAAUUAUUAACGUGGAAUACAAAAAGUUGUAUUAUAUUAAAAUGCAGUAUUGAUGUUUUCAUGUGCAGAUUAUGUGUAUUUCCUUAAGUUGUUUGAAGCUAUCUUUGUCAUGGCAAUGCUGCCUCUUUCCUAUUAUUACAUUCUGAUGUAUCAUUAAUUGGUAUUAACAUGUCUGUUACACUAGAUUAAUACAUUUUAAAGAAUCUUUGCUUUAUCAGAAUGUAUUAUUUUGUGUGCUUGCUUGCAAAAGCACACUAACUACUAUUCACCGGGUCUAUUUAGUGCCACGGCUUAGCAGCGAGGCAUCUCUUAUUAUUGCUCAUGUUUAUUAUUAUUUUGUGUGCUUGUUUGCAAAAGCACACUAAUUGUUAUUCCGUGGGCUUAUGUCUCUUUAUUAUUAUUCUUCCGUUUCUUCCGUGUUUAUCGGUCGACUACCUGGCCACCUGGUUGCUUAACUACCAAAGAUCUUCUUCUACGCUUCAUUUUAAGAUGAAGUGCAUUUUGAGUAGCCUGCAUUUAUUUAUUAAUUAAUAUUACAGUUUUUGAUUUUACAUUUUACAAAGGAAA